This is a messenger RNA of Achroia grisella, 357 nucleotides long. RefSeq lists its product as uncharacterized. Lineage: Eukaryota; Metazoa; Arthropoda; Insecta; Lepidoptera; Pyralidae. Bases 1 to 357 code for a protein of 118 amino acids. The transcript is spliced from 3 exons. The record is from RefSeq and is a predicted model, not a curated record.
AUGUUUAUUCCCCUAAUCAACAUUUCUAUAGAAAUUUCCUCACCUUUGUAUUCUAAUCGAGAAUCUGUUUUUGCAGUGCCUUUAUACCUACUGCUGAUAAGCAUGGCAACACCGCUGGCUAAAUAUCGGAAGCCUCUUAUAAAAUAUCCCAAAGAUACACAAUUCUGGGCUACGGAUUUCUUUGUUAGAGGAUGCAGAAACUUUUUAGAGAAUUGUCCAUCGAGUUAUAAAACCCAAUUUAUUUGUGCGCGCAAUUACAACGGUGACUUCGAGGAUUUCUCUAAUUAUUGUGAAAUGCAAUAUGAAAAUUGUAACACAUGGAAAAAUUGGCAAGUAUUCAAACGGGAGCGCUGCUGA